Mesoplodon densirostris (Blainville's beaked whale) is the source of this 564-nucleotide messenger RNA. RefSeq names its product ankyrin repeat domain 22 (gene ANKRD22). The transcript is spliced from 6 exons. Lineage: Eukaryota; Metazoa; Chordata; Mammalia; Artiodactyla; Ziphiidae. The record is from RefSeq and is a predicted model, not a curated record. Gene Ontology annotation, molecular function: protein binding. The annotation marks the transcript as partial.
UAUAGCAAACCCAUCUGCCAGGCGGCCUAUCAGAAUGACUUGGGUCAAGUGUGCCAGUGGGUGAGGGAAGACGGCAACUAUAUCAACGUUCAAGAUGGCUUUAAUGGAGACACCCCCCUGAUCUGCGCUUGCAGGCGAGGGCACCUGAGAAUCGUUUCCUUCCUUCUGAGAAGAAACGCUGAUGUGAACCUCAAAAACCAGAAACAGAGAACCUGCUUGCAUUAUGCUGUGAAGAAAAGAUUUACCUUCUUUGAUUAUCUACUCAUUAUCCUCUUAAUGCCUGUCCUGCUUAUUGGCUAUUUCCUCAUGGUAUCAAAGACAAAGCAGAAUGAGUCUCUUGUACGAAUGCUACUUAACGCUGGUGUCGAAGUUAAUGCUACAGAUCGUUAUGGCUGCACUGCGCUACAUUAUGCCUGCGAAAUGAAAAACCAGACUCUCAUCCCUGUGCUCCUUGCAGCCCAUGCAGACCCCAUGAUAAAGAACAAGCAUGGUGAGAGUUCCCUGGAUAUUGCACAGAGAUUAAAAUUUUCCCAGAUUGAAUUACUGCUAAGGAAAGCAUCAUAA